Molecule: messenger RNA, 1775 nt
Organism: Nothobranchius furzeri (turquoise killifish)
Lineage: Eukaryota; Metazoa; Chordata; Actinopteri; Cyprinodontiformes; Nothobranchiidae
Source: RefSeq, a predicted model, not a curated record
UUCAGUGCUGCUGAAUCUGCUGAACCAAGAUUGGCGUCAUGGUUGGGGUGCCACAAUUGAGACCCUGGUAUUUCUUUUCUGGUUGGCAAGCGGAGCAUCUUACAGGGUGGUCUCCAGAGCGUUCGGGACACCUCAUCCGACUGUCCACCGCAUCGUCCACAGAGUCACGCAGGAGGUUGUGGCCAUUCGCCACCAGGUCAUCCACCUUCCAAAGACCCCUGAAGACCUGGAGGUGGUGUCCCAGGGUUUUGCAGGGCUGGCAUGGCACAGAGCUUUUGUUAAAGCUGCGGGUGCCAUCGACGGCUGCCACAUCAGGAUCAAGCCUCCAAGCGGCCCUGAUGGUCACUGCUACAGGAACAGGAAACUGUUCCCCUCUAUCAUCCUGCAGGCUGUGUGUGACCAUCAGGGCCGCUUCAUUGACACCUACGUGGGCUGGCCGGGGUCGGUGCACGACUCCAGGGUGCUCCGCCACAGCCCGCUGUACAGGCAGUCAGUCUACCCUCCUCCAGGGCACUUCAUCCUCGCAGAUGGUGGGUACCCAUGCCUGCAAAGCCCACUCCCACUCAUCACUCCCUACAAGCGUGGGAAUCAAGGUGUGGCUGCCUAGCGCUUUAACAGCCAUCAUCCAAGGCACGCUCUGUGAUAGAGCGUGCCUUGGAAUGAUGAAAACCAGGUUCAGAGCCAUCUUCCUGCAAGCGCUGGAGGUCCACCACACCUUUGUGCCUCACGUUGUUACCGCUUGUGCCAUCCUCCACAACAUCUGCCUCAGUGCUGGCGACUAUGUGGUGGCGGAGGAUGAGCCUGAGGUUGGUGGAGAUGAUGAGGGGGAGGCUGGUUUGGAGGAUGUCAGCGGUGCACGCUGGUGGGACCAGCUGUGCUGUGAGGUGUCUGCCCUGGAGGAGGUUCCACUGGACCAGGGAUUCCCAAAGUGUGGUGCGCGCACCCCCGGGGUUGCGCGAGCUGCCGCUAGGGGGUGCGCGAGGUGAAAAGUGUAAUGGCGUCAAAUUACUGUUUUUUUCCCCUUCACAAUAAAAAUGUGUAAAUAAACAAAAAAUAUUCCUUUGUCAUUUUUAAAAUAAUUAAAAUAAAAAUUGAAAUUAACAUUUCUAUUCAAAAUGCACUUCAUCUUAAAAUGAAUCAUAGAAGAAUUCUUCUUCUGCUACUCCACACUGCAUUUGCGCACCUAGCUUGUAGCCUCUGUCAUUUUUGCAAGUAUGCUCAAUUGGCUGAAAUCAGGGAAACUGUCAGGUGAGAAUUUGAAAGUCAAAGUUAGUGAUAAAGCAGGAGAGGAACCAAGGGAGAGUUAUGAAUCAGAGGCAACAGAUGAGAGAGUUGCUACGGAUCCGGGAGAAAAAAAACAGCGGGAGUCCAAAAAUGAUGAGCCGAAGGAAACGGCAAAGGACGAAAGAUGGCAGCAAGGCAAAAGAGGUGAUGAGGGUGAACACCAGAUGGGGAAAAAAAUAAGGAAAUAUGACGAAAAUUAUCUAGGUCUUGGCUUCACUUGGAUUGGUGAUGCAGAUUGCCCAAAGCCGCAGUGCGUGGUGUGCAGCGAGGUUCAAGCAAACAGCUGCAUGAAACCUCCUUAUCUAAGUCGGCACCUUCACACAAAGCAUGGCAAUGUAAUUCAAAGACCCCUUACAUUUUUUAAAUCAAAACUGGAGGAGUUACAAAGCAGCAAAAAAACAACUCCAGUUUCAUUCAUAUGUCGGGUCUACAACAGACGCAUUACGGGCUUCAUGUCUUCUCAGCUACAGAAUAGCGAGAAACGGGCUGCC